GGGGCGGGAAAUGUCAGGUCGUCCCCGCCCCGCGCCCCGCCGGCCUGGGAGGGCUGGGCAGCUCGGGGCGACCCAGCGCGAGGACAACCAUGGCCCCGGCGGCGUCGAGGCUGCGGGCCGCCCCGCUCCAGGAGCUCCCGCGCCGGGCGCUCGCCCAGUACCUGUUGCUCCUGCGGCUCUACCCGGUGCUCACCAAGGCGGCCACCAGUGGCAUUUUGUCUGCACUUGGGAACUUCCUGGCCCAAGUGAUUAAGAAGAGACGGAAAAAAGAAAACUUCUCUCAAAAGCUAGACAUCAGUGGGCCUCUCAGAUAUGCCAUUUAUGGGUUCUUCUUCACAGGGCCGCUGAGUCACUUCUUCUACCUCUUCCUGGAGCACUGGAUCCCUCCUGAGGUCCCCUUGGCAGGGGUCAAGAGGCUCCUCUUAGACCGCCUGGUCUUUGCACCGGCCUUCCUGCUAGUGUUCUUCUUCGUCAUGAACUUCCUGGAGGGCAAAGAUGCAGCUGCCUUUGCUGCCCGGACAAGAACGGGGUUCUGGCCUGCACUGCAGAUGAAUUGGCGUGUCUGGACCCCAGUGCAGUUCAUCAACAUCAACUAUGUGCCUUUGCAGUUCCGCGUACUUUUUGCAAACCUUGUGUCUCUGUUCUGGUAUGCCUACCUGGCCUCUCUGGAGAAGUGAAGGUGGCCUGAAGAAUUGGCACCGCUGGCAUGGAUCUGGGUGGAAUGGUGCCUCCCACAGAGUGAGAGUUACAGACAGCCCAGAUGUCCCGUUCUCACUCUAGAUCAUGUGAUUCAAGAUGCUUGGCCAUGAUGGAUGAAGAAACAGAAACCUAAUGACUGAAUGAUGUGUUCUUUCAAAAGGCAGUAGUUGACUUCAAUAUGCUGCCCUAGAAAUUUAAAAGAGAUGAUUUCACUUGUUGCCUAAAUUUUAGGAUUAAGUUAGGAUCACAGUAAAACAUGAUGAAGUUUUCCCA
Sorex fumeus (smoky shrew) is the source of this 972-nucleotide messenger RNA. It is a transcript of the gene PXMP2, whose product is annotated as peroxisomal membrane protein 2. The transcript has 5 exons. The record is from RefSeq and is a predicted model, not a curated record. NCBI's taxonomy places the organism in Eukaryota, Metazoa, Chordata, Mammalia, Eulipotyphla, Soricidae. The coding region runs from base 90 to 677 and encodes 195 amino acids. Gene Ontology annotation, cellular component: membrane; cytoplasm.